CCGCCUCUUUUUAAAAUUACUGUAGUGAAACGUAGAACAGAGUUUAAGAUUGCAGAUGGUACUGUCUUUGCGAAAUAUGAAGAAGAGCAAGAUUGUUUGGGCUGGUCGUCGCGUGUCAAACAACCCACCUUCAAAGCCCAUUCCCGGACGCCAGAUAUGUCUUCUGGGGACUAACUAUUCAUGGAAAAAUGGACCCAAGCCCAAAACAGUGCAGGGUGUCCUGAUAAUUAGUCCUAAGCACAAAAUGCUUGAGCACCACAAACUCUUCAGUGGUUAUGCAAGACACUCGAUCAGAACUUUCUGUUCUUCGAAGCUUCCUGACAAGUGGGAACAGGAGAUAGAUGUUCGUGUACCGUGUGCAGAUUUCAAAGGCCACUGGAAGAUCAAGACACUUCGGGUCAGCGUUCUGGACAGCCACCCCGAAGAUGUGGACCAGGAAAGGAUGACUGUUGUUGCAGUUCAUGGAACGCCAGAGACUGAGUUUCGUCCCCUGGCUGAACAACUUCACGGAAUGGGCGUCCGUCUCAUCGCACCGAAAAGUCUCGGCACAGACAAAAACCCCACUGACCCUGACGCAGCUCCGGACACUGACUUCUCAGCAGACGGCAGAGUCGCACGACUUAAAGCAAUAAUCCAAGCAAAAAAUUACUGCGGUCAGCCGCAGCUAUACGAGACACACGGAUCCCCCUGCUGUACAUCUACUGCGAGGACGACCGGAUCGCGAGCAGCCUCCUGCAAGAGGUCAUGACCUUUGACGUCCUCCGGAUCCCCUCGGAGAACAUCGUGCGGGUCUCCGCUGACGGCAAGGGGAACAUGGAGCCUUUGUUUA
Messenger RNA from Aplysia californica (California sea hare), 829 nucleotides. RefSeq lists its product as uncharacterized. The record is from RefSeq and is a predicted model, not a curated record. Lineage: Eukaryota; Metazoa; Mollusca; Gastropoda; Aplysiida; Aplysiidae.